GUGACACGAGAAGAAUGAGUGUGUGCGGUUCUGUGGCUAUGUUUACCAAUGUGACCUAAUUAACAUAGGCCGCGAGCCCUUACAAGUUGUUUAACAUGUGUGAAAAAUGUGUUCCCUUGCCAAGGGGGUCCCCCAAGGGUCCAAAAAGGGUGUAAAUCUUUCAGCAAAAGGGAAGAAACGGGCAUGCUGUUUUGCUGUUUGCUGGUCAUGUCUGGCCGAAUAGUGUGUGUGUCUCUGUGUGUGCUUGUUAAAAUGUGAGACGUAUUAAAAAUAGAUUCCACCACUCUUUGUAUCACCCACCGCGGAUUGACCGCGACCGCGUCACACGAGAAUUAAUUGGCCGUAAUGUGGUAGUAUUCAAAGGAGGGAAAGAAGAAGCGGCUUUGUGAUCGAAAUAUUAACCUACAAUAGCGCCAAACGGGAGUGAACGGGUCUCGCUGUGUCGCGUAUGGCCGUGUAUUUGUAUUGGACGUGUCUACUAGUGCGGUUCCACCCGAUGAGCGGCAAGCGUUCAAUAUCGAAACGGGGCAAAUUGAAGGGAAGAACCUUUUUGCAAUCAACUGUGUGCUACUUUGUGCCACUCAAACAACACACAAAUCAACAUCGAUGUGUUGUACUCUAUUGGUUGAAAGUGCCUGCACACACAACCACUACAAAAACAUAGAUUAUGAGGGUUAGCCGUAAACGAAGAAAGAGCGAAAAAACGGCAGCAUCGUGGCACGAUAACCAGCCAGUUCACCUGUGUCAAAUGGAAGCAAACAAGCUCAUAAAACCCCCCGCAAAAGCAACUUUUUACACUCCGGUUCUUCAUUUCCCCUUCGGCGUAGUAAACCUUGACGAUAAACGGGUGUCCAGGCACACAUGCACACUCUCGCAGAAACUACGUACGAAGCAGUAUAAGCAGCAGACAGCCGGGGGAGGGUAUAGGUUGCUACGGAUACGGUCACCACUUUAGGCAGCUAAAGGAACGACCGGAAUUCAAACAAGCGAAAACCGAUAACACGGCAACACUGUACCAGCAGCUAGUUAAAUAUGUUGUUAAACGAUGUCUCCUUAAAAAAACACACACACACACUAUACUAGUGUACAGUACUUAGUCAAGGUCGCUAGAACAUCCGACCGUUGGUAGUGGAUAAUUAGACGAAGCCGCGUCAAAGCCGAGUCGUAGUCGAUAAACGUUUGCUUUAAAAAGAGCGAAAUAACUUUUGUGCAAAUUGUUUACAACAUGCUUAAUGUAUUUGCGCCAUUUCGUUGCUAGAAUCUUCAUCUGGAGGAGGCAUUAAUUGUGUCUAGCAAAAAAAAAGUUGUCGGAUAUGACGCAGAAAUAUAUGAGCAUAUCUUUCCAUGGGAUUAAAUGGUGCUUGUUGUAGUGUACAGGUAGUUCUUGAGAUACGCUUUUAGUGUGAACCGAGAAAAAACCACAGUAACCAUUUUUCGGAAUAAUUUAUUCAGAAACGUGAGGAAAUGUCUUGCUUUCCAUGUUUGUUUGGUACUAAGUAUCGGUUUAAUUGAUCCCUUUAAAUCUGUUCCAAAUUAUAUUCCAACUUAUGUCUAAUUAAUUGUUGCUUGAAAAUUAGGAUCUACUGUAAUCGGUUCCUUUUAGCCUUUGCCUGUAAUUAAAACCGAGAUAAAUCUAUUCACAUAAUUUUUUACACUUAUCAAUCAUACAAAAUUCAAUAACAAAUCGUCAAAUUUUUUUUUAAAUUAGGUUUAUAGUUAGUAGAUAAUUUUGAGAAUUUUAUGUUGUCAUUCUUCUGUUCUGUAUCAAAAAAAGUAGUCAGGUACUAGCAAAACAAUAGUUUUUUUUUUUUACGUUAAUAUUUAAUUUUUGCAAAAUUCAGCUUCACAAAUAUAGAUUAAUUCUUGUUUGAACGUCCCUGAAUUUAAAAAAAAGGACACAGAACAUCAGAACUGAGCACUUCUUCGUUUCUAAUCUGAUCCUUUAAGAAAGUUCAUUUGUUUCACAUGCGUUACCCGUUUUGAUAUCCUGGUUGCCUACAUUUAGGCGUGGUGUUUAAAAAUAAUGCAAUCCGCUCGACAGACGCAUGCUUACAAAACUCGGAAGCAUUUUAUUACGGAAGAAUUGUAUCAUUAAUCCUAAAACAAACAACUAACCAUAGUAUUAACAUAAGCACCUAACAUAACAUUUAAUUUUAUAUGAUUUUAGCUUAAAAUUUUGUCAGUGUAUACUUAAAAGUAAACGAUCUCCUGCAAAACAUUACUAAAUGUAGACCUAAACACAAAAUACUAAUAACAUCAUCAACAACGCAUUUCAACCAGGCGCGUGUAAAUGCCUUCCCAGCGGUAUGCAGCUGAAAUAUCAAUCAAGUUUACCUUGUCAGUCGGGCAGGACAACCGGACCAACGGAUGGGCACUAUCAUCCGGCACAGCCGCACGAAUCACCGUAAACUUGCAACUGACUCACCUUGACUGUGAGCGGUUGUUGUUUUUUUGAAAGUCAACCGUCAACGGCAGUCACAGGCCCCACGAUCGCCACCCGAAUGUCAGCGACCAACCGGGAGGUCACGCUGCACCUUGACGCGGCAAAGGCCAAGCGUGCUGUAGAGCGCGCGCGCGCGAACGCUUCGUAACGCGUUUAUGACCGUGCGUUGAAAUGCGCUGGACACGGCGGUUAAGUACAGCGCGGUCAAUUUUUGUGAAUCUUUUACGAAGAAUCCGUUCGGUGGUGUGUGGUACAGUAAAAAGGCAAAAACCCCAUCCACACCGCAAGUGAUAAUUAUUUGAUAACGAACGAAUCGCGGUUCGCCGACUGUUCGCGGUUUGCGGCGAUAAGAUAAUGCUGCUCGACUGAAGAGUUUGUACGAGAUUUAUCCUUCUCUCGUCUCCUGCUCGGUAGACUUGCGGGUGUUUUACUUGCUCAGUGUGUUGCUUCUUUCAGAACGAUUCGUUUGCCGAGAUCGAUUACCUCGCGGUCGCACAUAAAAAAACCCAUCCACAAAUUGUGUUAACCAUUUAGCAUUCAUUUAUUUAUGUGGUCAGUCCCGUAUUUCAGUGGUCAGUCCCGUCGCUGCAGUUGGUGGCGUGAGUGUGGUAGUGAUUGCUAGUGUGCUUUAAAUCGUCUGGAUGACAUACGAAAGCCGAGCAGUUGUGCUGUGAAUGUUUGCGCUUGUUCGGUAGUGGAAUGAAGUGGUGAUAAUACUGCGGGGAAACGGUUCCGCACAACGGUUGGGCAUUACUCCGACAGGGCGCAGCAACGGCAUCGACGGCAGCAAGCAGUGGUCCCUCCAGGGCGGCAACCAAUCGACCAAUCGAGCGGAAGGACUCAUCGACCGGCUCCAACAUGAGUCACUGUGAUAACAACUGGAAUGUAAAUCUCGUCCGUUUUGUACCUCUCGCCCUCAGAAUCUACAUCGUGACCUGGAACGUCAGUACAAAGUUCCCGGAAAACAUCUCCCUCAACAAGCUGCUUGGGCUGGAGAACCGGCCCGAACAGGACUCGCAUCUGCCGGACUUUUUUGUGAUCGGACUUCAGGAAGUGAAUGCGCAGCCUCAGAACACCCUGUACAACCUGUUCAAGGAUGAUCUGUGGACGCAAAAGUUCAAGGAGGUGCUGAAGGAGCGCGACUACGUUGUGAUCAAGACGGAGCAGAUGCAGGGUUUGCUGCUGUCGGUGUUUGCCCGCCGGAAACAUCUGCUCCAUUUGCGACAGGUGGAGACGGAGUACACCCGGACAGGACUGGGUGGUAUAUGGGGUAACAAGGGCGCGGUAAGCAUACGCAUGAACGUGUACGGCAGCUCGAUCUGUCUGGUGAACGCACACCUUGCCGCACACGACCACAUGCUGGAGGAGCGCAUCAACGACUACGAGCGGAUCGUGCAGGAGCAGAAGUUCCACGUGAAGGCAAAGGAAACCAUCUUCGAUCAUGACUACGUGUUCUGGUUUGGCGAUCUAAACUUCCGACUAACGGGCGAAGCGACCACGUCCGCCGACGAGAUCCGUGCGAUGGUGGCACGGGACGAGCUGAAGCAGCUGAUCGAGAAGGACCAGCUGCUGCUAGUGCGACGGGAGGGGCGUGCGUUCGCCCAGCUCCAGGAACGGCUGCCACAGUUCCCGCCAACGUUCAAGUUCGAGCACGGUAGCAACGAGUACGAUAUGAAACGAAGACCUGCCUGGACGGAUCGGAUACUGUACGCGGUGAACGAGAACAACUAUCGCAACGUGCGCCUCACCGCCGAACAAACGUCCUACAAGAGCCAUCCCAGCUACAGUAUUAGCGAUCACAAACCGGUCACCAGUGAAUUCACGCUCAAGGUGUACGAGGACACGACCGAGCGCACCGUCAGCUUCAAGCCGAUCGAGCUGUGGCUGGUCGGCGAACCGAACACGAUCGAGUACGUCAUCCCGAACGGGUUCGAGGAGGGCAACGCCGACUGGAUCGGAAUAUAUCGGGAGAACUUUACUAGUCUGAGCGAGUACCUGGCGUACGAGUACACGGAAACGUACAAGGACAAGCAGCACCAGCUGAACGAGCAGCAGCUGCAGCACAUGCAGAACACGCGCACGGUGCAGCUGACGUUCUCGGAGAACGUGAGCCUGCCGCUCGGGACGCGCUACCAGCUGCUGUACUUCCAGAGCACCGGUACGCGCGGUGUGACCGGGCUGGUCGGCAUCAGUCCCGCGUUCGCCGUCGAGAAGCGGUGCCCAUCGCCCUCGUUUGAUGAGAUCGAUUGAUCGCGACCGAAACGGUACUAGGCGGGGCGGCGGCUGGUACUGCCAGCCAGCCCUUAGCCCGGUUUCGUCGGCGCACAGCGCACUUAUACCGCCAGAACAAGCAAACCCCGGCACCCCGGUUUGAUUAGCGUUUCCCCGCACAUACAAGGGAUGCCGAUAACCGUCGCGGGUGGUUUUAGAAAGUACUGUUAGAUUACACUGUGACACUUGGCAAACUUGAAUGCCAAAACAAAACAAAACAAAACAAAAAAAACCCUUUUUCUUCCUAUCCAAUUAAACAGCCACUGAAAACGACGAAAUGUGCGUGCGUGUGAUAAUUGCUAAGUCACAGUCAAGCUAGAGCGGUAGGCAGUCAGGCAGACAGGCAAAAACUUCACUUCCAUGGAGAUGGUGCAGCAGUACGCGUGUUGAAGUGUUUGUACCGCACCGCAUCGCACCGGUUUUUUGGAGGGUCGAGAAGCGUAGAAGAUAACGGGCGCAAACACUGCAUAUUGAGGUGAGGCCUUAUUGCAUUAGCUUAGCUAGAGAGUAACAAAAAAAAAACAAAAUCUAUCGAUACGAAAACGCAAGCAGAGCACAGGUUACUACACUUCACCCUGCAAUCUUGUUUAGUUUUUCUUCCCUUUUGUCCCGAACGGAUACGUACCAUACCGAAGGGCUUUGAGAUAACGUUCCAAAUCUAUAAAGCAAACCCCGGUGCCGGUGAGUUAAGAUAUCGGUCAGUACUUUACUCGUAACGACCACCAUCCGCUAUUCCGGUCAGCAACUAAAACCCCGGUUCACACCCGCCUCGCGUGGUCCAUCCGUUUCGCUUGCGCGGUCAAGUGUUUUUAGUGGUCUAGUGGGGGAAAUCCCUGGACAGUUCUUACCUAUCAGUUACAGCCACCGUCUCAGAUGGAGAUUGUUAUGUUUGUAUGUGUUUUACUUUUUUUAUUUUAUUUUUGGAUUGUUUUAUUGUAAUUUUAAGCUCGUUUUAAAACCUCCAAACACCACUCCCUGUUGUGCACCAUUGGAGACACAAAACAGACGACACGGAGAUAAAGAGAUAGAGAGAGAGAUAGAGAAACACACAAACAUUAGUACACAUAUUCAAAACAAAAGCCAAUCAUGGACUAGAGCUAGUGCCGCGUUGCUUUCAGAAAAUAGUUAUAAAUACUUAGCGAACAAAACAGUAGUCGUCUCCCGGUUCCUUUCGUUUUUCGGGAGGACGACGAUUUGGGCAAUAUUUAGCAUCAGCACGAGCAAUUAGAGCCAUCGAAUGCCGCCAAUUGGUGCGGUCUAUACUGGACGUAGUAGCACCGGCAGCAGCAACGAUCCCUCAACUCCCUAUACCCGUUGGUAGUUUUGUUGUUGAAGACGAUUUGAAUCACCGGAACUUGACAUCCCCCAGACCCGUUAUUCUUCGUCUUAAUUACAAAUAAAAGUAAACCGAGAAUUACUUCACUGCUGAA
Molecule: messenger RNA, 6144 nt
Organism: Anopheles gambiae (African malaria mosquito)
Lineage: Eukaryota; Metazoa; Arthropoda; Insecta; Diptera; Culicidae
Product: phosphatidylinositol 4,5-bisphosphate 5-phosphatase A
Exons: 8
Coding region: 3302-4693 (463 amino acids)
Biological process (GO): phosphatidylinositol dephosphorylation
Cellular component (GO): plasma membrane; cytoplasm; ruffle
Molecular function (GO): phosphatidylinositol-4,5-bisphosphate 5-phosphatase activity
Source: RefSeq, a predicted model, not a curated record